Molecule: messenger RNA, 2866 nt
Organism: Hippocampus comes (tiger tail seahorse)
Lineage: Eukaryota; Metazoa; Chordata; Actinopteri; Syngnathiformes; Syngnathidae
Product: alpha-1,6-mannosylglycoprotein 6-beta-N-acetylglucosaminyltransferase B-like
Exons: 15
Coding region: 306-2426 (706 amino acids)
Biological process (GO): protein N-linked glycosylation
Cellular component (GO): Golgi apparatus
Molecular function (GO): alpha-1,6-mannosylglycoprotein 6-beta-N-acetylglucosaminyltransferase activity
Source: RefSeq, a predicted model, not a curated record
ACGCUCGCCGCAUGCGUCAAGGCAUCUCCAUAUUCGGUUUCCCAGUCCCAUUAGAAAACAAAACAUUUAUAAGUCAUGCAAUUUAUGUAUAAUGCUCAACAAUGAGGGGAUUUUUCUGAACGUGAUCCAGGCAGCAAGCCUGUUUUUCCUUUUACACACAAACUCUUGUGCAAAAAAUGUCGAUUCAACACAACACAUCUGUUUAGCCCAAGACGAAACUUUUCAUUCAUAAUGUUGAAAAUAAUCAUGACGAAGCCCGAUGUUUUUGAGUGUUAUUUCCAGCGUGGAAUUUUUCACUCUGAAAAAUGAAUCCGGAAUAUGAGAUGUGCUUAGGCGUUGUUUGUCUGUGCAUGUCCUCGUUUUUUGUCAGAAUUCAGCCGAUCGGUCUGGUGGAGCGGAUCCAGGCCAUCGCCCAGAACAUGUCGGACAUGGCAGGGAGGGUCGAGCAGAUUCUGCAGCGCAGCAUCGCGAGCAAAAAAGUUAGGGAAGGAACAUUGGGACAGUGUGACAUUCCAAAAGACCCUCAUUAUCCAGACUGCCCCGGCAAGAUGGAUUGGAUGCGCGCCCGUUGGACCUCUGACCCGUGCUAUGCAUUUUAUGGAGUCGACGGCUCGGACUGCUCCUUUCUCAUCUACCUGAGUGAAGUGGAGUGGUUCUGCCCCCCACUGGCCUGGAGGAACCAGACUGCUACGCCCACUUUGAAGCCCCCACCCAGAAAACAAGCUGUUUUCCGGUUUGACACAGGCGCUCUGCUGGAGCAGGUGGGCACCGGGAAGGAGUCUCUGAACUUCAUGAAGAGACGCAUACAAAGGCUGGCAGCGCAAUGGGCCUCUGCGGCUCGGCGGCUGGAUGACAAGCUGCGCAGCCACCGCAGGGACGAGAAGCGGAUUCUCGUCCACGUGGGAUUUCUGACAGAGGAGUCCGGCGAUGUGUUCAGCCCAAAGGUGCUGAAAGGGGGUCCGCUGGGUGAGAUGGUGCAGUGGGCCGACAUCCUCACGGCUCUCUAUGUGCUCGGACAUGACCUCAAGAUCUCUGUUUCUGUCAAGGAGCUCCACGGGUUUUUGGGGGUCCCCCCAGGGAGAGGAAGCUGCCCUCUGACUGGCGCUCUGCCCUUUGACCUCAUCUACACAGACUACCACGGCCUGCAGCAGAUGAAGCAGCACAUGGGGCUGUCACUCAAGAAGCACAAGUGCCACAUCCGUGUGAUUGACACUUUUGGCACAGAGCCGGCAUACAACCACGAGGAAUACGCCACUCUGCAUGGCUACAGAACCAACUGGGGCUACUGGAACCUUAACAGCCAACAGUACAUGACCAUGUUCCCUCACACGCCAGACAACUCUUUUAUGGGGUUUGUGGCGGAGGAGCUGAAUGAGACGGCGAGACUGAACAUCCAAAAAAGCAAAGUGAACAACAUGGCUGUCGUCUACGGCAAAGAGGUCAGCAUGUGGAAGCUUCACGGUAAGGAGACAUUCUUGUCCAUCCUGCAUCGCCACAUGGAGAUCCACGGGACGGUGUACUACGAAACGCAGCGUCCCCCGGAGGUUCCUGCCUUUGUGAAGAACCACGGCCUUCUCCCUCAGCAGGAACUCCAGCAGCUCCUUCGGAAGGCUAAGCUGUUCAUUGGAUUUGGCUUCCCGUAUGAGGGGCCGGCUCCUUUAGAAGCCAUCGCCAAUGGCUGCAUCUUUCUGCAGCCCAGGUUUAGCCCUCCUCACAGUUCUCUCAAUCAUGAGUUCUUCAGAGGGAAACCCACCUCCAGGGAGGUGUCCUCUCAGCAUCCUUAUGCAGAGCAGUACAUCGGCAGGCCACACGUCAUUACCGUCGACUUCAAUAACUCCGAAGAGUUUGAUGCAGCCAUCCGUGACAUCAUGAAGAUCAACGUGGAGCCUUUUUUGCCAUACGAGUACACCUGUGAGGGAAUGCUGGAAAGAGUUCAUGCCUACAUUCAGAACCAGGAUUUUUGCUCUCCCGAGGCUCGCUUUCCUCCGGUAAAUGCUUCGAGGAUAUGGCAGGGCAGCCCACUCGCUCCUUUCAUGCUCCUGCCCAACUCGAGCGUCCUAACUUGGGCCUCCAACAUCACCUCCCACGCAUCCUGGCCCCCGCUCGGGGCCCUGCAGCUCUUGGCUUCGCUGCAGGGCGAGUCAUGUGUGAAAGCCUGCCAGGACGCCGGCUUAAUCUGCGAACCUGCCUUGUAUCGUUUCAUCAACAUCAAGGAGGCCUUUAAUGCGCUGGACUUCCAAUGUGCGGGGCUGGAGUCAGAGAUGAAUCACCUCUUUCCCGCCUUCUCAGCAGAACAUGCAGAAUGUGGCCUGCAGCAGGACCCGCUGCUGUUCAGCUGCGCCGGUGCCAGCAUCAAAUACCAGCGCCUUUGUCCCUGUAGAGACUAUCGAGAUGGCCAGGUGGCCCUCUGCAGGGACUGCUUGUGACCGGAGUCGCCCGCUCCCGUGAGACCAGGAGAUCCUCUCUGACUCGGUAGCUUGUGGUCAAUUAUUUUGACAGGAGCCAUUUGGCUGUCCGAGUAGGUUAAAAAAAAAAAAAAAAACUCAGGGACUUGCAUGAUUGUACAAGUACUUUAUAUCUGGUGGGCUUUGAGUCUAAAGUUGUACGUGUGUGCUUUGGGACCAUAUGAAAGGAAUUGAUCAUUGAAGACGCCUCAUACUGGCUCUGUAAGCUUAAAAACGAAUUCCCAUGCAAUGGAAAAGGUACAUCAAUCUGUGUGUCUUGAUAUUGUCGGAAUCCUUUCAGUGAUCAUCGUGUAUAUUUGUAUCCGAUGGACUCAAAGCCAUUCACACCAUGUCAAGAUGUACUAUUUUCCAUGUCUGGUAUUUGUACAUAAUUGUUUAAUAAAUACGGAAAACAAGUCUAA